AUGACCUACCGAGAUACAGGGAAUGGAAAGGUAGUGUCACUGGUGACCCUCCAAGCUAUAGGAACAGGAGCGGUGAUGUUGCUGGUGACCCACCGAGAUGCAGAAACUGAAGCGGUGAUGUUGCCGUUGACCCACCAAGAUGCAGAAACUGGAGCAGUGGCAUCACCGGUGACCCACCGAAACACUGGGGCUGGAAUGGUGGUGUCGUCAUCAACCCAUCAUGAGUCAGGGCCAGAGGCAGCAUCUCCAUCGACCCACUGGGACACAAGCAAUGGGAAGAAUGUCUGCAUCCAUGUGUUGGUUGCCCUGGCUCUUGACCCGGUGGCCCUCCUCAGCCCUCUCUCUGCUGCUUCUCAGUGUAGUGGGCAAACAGACGGACCUGAAGGUGGUUCAGGCGAUAGUGUGUUCCCAGUGGGUUUAGAUCUGGAGCCAUUAAAAUAUAUGUAUGCUAUGGCUUUUGCGGUGGAAGAAAUCAAUCGUAACAGCACAUUGCUGCCAGGAGUGAAGCUGGGCUACCGUAUAUUUGACAGCUGUGGCCAAUACCCCUGGGCUUUGAAAACUGCACUGGACCUGGUUGGUGAAGACAAACAAAGUUGUGGUCAGUCUGUUUCUUUGGUCAUUGGUGCUUCCUCGUCUACACUAGCAAUAAUUCUGUCAAGGAUUCUGGGGCCUCUCUCUGUGCCAGUUAUCAGUUACUUGGCUAGUUGCCCAUGUCUCAGUGACCGGCAUCAGUUUCCGAACUUCUUCAGGACAAUCCCCAGUGAUAUUUACCAAGUCAGGGUCAUUGCACAACUGGCCAUACGAUUCCACUGGACUUGGAUUGGAGCUGUGCUUGAAAACACUGACUAUGGUCAACUUGCCUUACAGGUUUUUCACGAAGAGAUUACAGGUAAAGGGGUUUGUUUGGAAUUCAUAGAAACUGUCCGCAGUGAAACAAUUGUGAGUGAUGCCAGACGUGUUGCCCUCAUCAUUCAAGCUUCAUUUGCCAGGGUGAUUCUGAUCUUUUGCUGGUUCAUUGAUGUAAAGCAACUAUUUCUGGAACUGGCCACGAGAAAUGUGACUGACAGACAGUUUGUGGCCAGUGAGGCCUGGAGCACCAGUGAUGAUCUUCUCCAAGAUCCUGCCAUCUCAAAGGUGGCAGAUGGUGUUCUCGGUGUGGCCAUUCGAAGUUCAACAAUACCUGGAUUUGAAUAUUAUCUGAGAAAGUUGCACCCACUUCAGAGGCCUGAUGACGAAUUCCUGAGAGAACUGUGGGAAACAGAGUUUGGAUGCAGUCCUGAAGACAGGUCUCUUCAGAAAGCUUCUCUACCACCGUGCAAAGGUACAGAGUCCCUGGAGGGAGUGCAGCAUCCCUUCACUGACACCUCCCAGCUAAGGGUGUCAUAUAAUGUCUACCUUGCUGUUUAUGCUGCAGCCCACGCCCUUCACAGCCUUCUGUCGUGCCCCAGCAUAAACUCUCCCAGAAACAACAUUUCCUCUUGUUCCUCUCCAAAACACAUCAAGCCCAUAGAGCUGUUGCAGCACUUGAACAAUGUGACCGUCACCACACCACAAGGGGACAUGUUUUAUUUCCAUGGUGCUGACAUUCCAGCAACGUAUGACCUUGUCAACUGGCAGAACACUCCUGAGGGGCCCCUGAAACUCGUUUUGAUUGGUCGUGUGGAUGGAACUGACAUCCACCUUAAUGAGUCAGCUAUUCAGUGGAGCACAGGAUCCAAUCAGGUCCCUGUUUCAGUGUGCAGUGAGAGCUGCCCUCCAGGUACCCGAAUGGCCAACAGGAAAGGGGAACCUGUCUGCUGCUUUGACUGUAUCCCAUGUGCUGAAGGGGAGAUUAGCAACAAAACUGGUUCCCUUCACUGUGAGCGUUGUCCAUCUGAGUUCUGGUCCAACGUUGAACGAACUGCCUGCAUCCCUCCCCAGCUGGACUUCCUUUCCUUUAAUGAGGCUUUGGGUAUUACCCUGACUACAGCAGCUGUGUCGGGUGCCAUGGUGACAACAGCUGUGUUUGUGGUGUUUCUUUACUAUCGUCACUCACCUGUGGUGCGAGCCAACAACUCAGAACUGAGCUUCCUGCUUCUUCUGUCACUGAAGCUCUGCUUCCUGUGCUCACUGGUGUUCAUUGGUCGUCCAUCAGUCUGGUCUUGUCGGCUCCAGCAGGCAGCAUUUGGGAUCAGCUUUGUUCUUUGUGUUUCCUGCCUUCUGGUAAAAACCAUAGUGGUUCUGGCAGUUUUCCGCUCAGCUCGGCCUGGUGCUGAAGCCUUGAUGAAAUGGUUUGGGCCGCUCCAGCAGAGAGGAAGUGUCUGCCUCUUCACCUGUAUACAGGUUAUCAUCUGUGCCACCUGGCUUUUCCUCAGCCCCCCAGUGCCUAAACAUGAUUUGGGUUUCCAAGGGUCAAAGGUCACCUUGAAGUGUGCCAUGGCCUCUGUGGUGGGCUUCUCACUGGUACUGGGCUACAUUGGCCUGCUGGCCUGCACCUGCCUCCUCUUGGCCUUUCUGGCUCGGAAACUUCCUGGUAAUUUCAAUGAAGCCAAACUGAUCACGUUCAGCAUGCUGAUCUUCUGUGUUGUCUGGGUGACCUUUGUCCCAGCUUACAUUAGCUCUCCUGGGAAGUAUGUUGUUGCUGUGGAAAUCUUUGCAAUUCUUGCCUCUAGCUAUGGUUUACUGCUCUGCAUUUUUGCCCCAAAAUGUUUCAUCAUUCUUUUAAGACCUGAGAAAAACACUAAGAAACACUUGAUGACUAGGUAG
Molecule: messenger RNA, 2745 nt
Organism: Monopterus albus (swamp eel)
Lineage: Eukaryota; Metazoa; Chordata; Actinopteri; Synbranchiformes; Synbranchidae
Product: extracellular calcium-sensing receptor-like
Exons: 13
Coding region: 1-2745 (914 amino acids)
Biological process (GO): G protein-coupled receptor signaling pathway
Cellular component (GO): plasma membrane
Molecular function (GO): G protein-coupled receptor activity
Source: RefSeq, a predicted model, not a curated record